AUGGAAGAAUCAGCAAGUGCAGAAAUCCAAGUCGAAGCAAAUGCUUCAAUCGGAAAUGAACUUCAAAACAGAGCGUUGGUAAUUGACAUCACUCAAAUGCUAAAAAGUUCUAAACCUCCCUUCUCUCCCUUAUCACCUGGAUUUUGUAUCUACAGGGUUCCACAUGAUAUUCGCGAAUUGAAUGAAAAGGUCUACACUCCUACGUAUAUAUCAAUAGGGCCUUUUCAUCAUGACGAUAAAACAUUGGAAAUCAUGGAAAAGCUUAAAGUGAAAUAUUUCAAGAUAUUUGUGGAAAAGGCUGCGCUAAACGUGGAGAAAUUAGUAAGCACUAUAAGGGAUAGGGAAGGAGAUGUUCGACGUUGUUAUGCAGAGACUAGCACAAUUACCAGCGAUAAUUAUGUGAAAAUGAUCCUGCUAGAUGCAAGCUUCAUUAUUGUGUUUUUCCUGAUCUUCUCCAUGCCUACAGAAUGGGGGUGUGAUGACGAGUUUACAAUAUUAACGUCACAAUUGAUGGAUGACAUGUCGUUGCUUGAAAAUCAACUUCCUUUCUUUAUUAUUCAGGAAUUAUACAACCUAGCGUUUGCAUCUCACUCAAACUACCCUUCCUUCACUCAGCUUGCCUUUACAUUCUUUAGGCAGUACAACACUCAAAACAUGUCUCCCGAUCUCAAUUUUGAAAUAAAACACUUCGUUGAUUUGUUAAGAACCUUUUUUCUACCCCAACCACACAGGCUACCACAAAGAUAUCGUCGCGAAAGUGUUACGCAUUUGUACACUGCGAGCCAGUUGCACGAGGCAGGAGUGAAGUUUAAGGUGAGCUUAAGCAAAUGCUUAUUUGACUUAAAAUUCACAAACGGAGUGCUGGAAAUACCAUGCUUUCAACUAAAUUAUUCUGUGGAGCGUUUCUUUCGAAACGUCAUGGCCUUGGAGCAAAUUUACUAUCGUUGGGAUCGUUAUGUUUCCGAUUAUAUUCGCAUAUUGGAUUUCCUUAUUGACACUGCCAAAGAUGUGGAUUUACUUGUGCGAAAAAGGAUCCUGGUCAAUACUAAUUUAGGCGACAGCAAUAAAGUGGCAACUUUGGUCAACAAUCUCAACAAAAAUACUUUUACCUUAAACACGAACUCUAAUUAUUGUCGUCUUUGUGAAGAUUUGAAUACAUUCUAUGAAGAUCCCCGUCAUAGUUGGAAGGCUACCUUGAGACGUGAUUAUUUUGACAAUCCUUGGAAGACUACUGCUACCAUAGUUGCUAUUAUCCUUUUGGUGCUCACUCUCACACAGACUAUAUGCUCUAUUAUCUCAUUACAAUAA
Molecule: messenger RNA, 1308 nt
Organism: Alnus glutinosa
Lineage: Eukaryota; Viridiplantae; Streptophyta; Magnoliopsida; Fagales; Betulaceae
Product: UPF0481 protein At3g47200-like
Exons: 1
Coding region: 1-1308 (435 amino acids)
Source: RefSeq, a predicted model, not a curated record